AAAAUAUGAUUUUAUAUAUAUAUAAAGAAAAAAAGAAAGAGAGAGAGGCAUGUGGCAAACAUAUUUUAAAGAUAAAAUUUGGAACAACAAUCGCUAAAGUUGAUAAAAGAGAAGAUAGAAGAUAGCGUUAAAUUUGGAUCAAUCGCCACUUGCGAUAAAUAAAGGAAUCUCAUAAUCGAUUGAAACGUAGAGCUCCCAAAAUGUGCACACUCGAGAAGCGACGCAAUCUCUUCAUCCUAACUCUGACCGGCCACGACGACCACCGCUUCAGCCCCUCCGUCAUCGCCGCUAUCCUCGAAGCUCUUUCCAAAGUCAAGUCCCAAGCCUCCACAGGAUCCGUUCUCAUCACUACUUCCCAUGGCAAAUUCUUCUCCAACGGCUUCGAUCUCUCUUGGGCUCAAGCCGCCGGCUCUGUCUCUGCCGCCGCUGAACGCCUCCACCAUAUGGUCCAGAUUUUCAAGCCCGUUGUCGCUGAACUCCUCUCCCUCCCCAUGCCCACCAUCGCCGCCAUCUCCGGCCACGCCGCCGCGGCUGGCUUCCUGUUAGCACUAAGUCACGACUAUUUGUUGAUGAGGAGCGAUCGAGGAGUUCUGUACAUGAGCGAAGUGGAUCUAGGGCUAAGUUUGCCUGAUUAUUUCGCGGCGCUGUUCAAAUCGAAAAUUGCCUCGAGUUCCGUUCGCCGCGAUGUGCUCAUGAGGGGAAUGAAAGUGAAAGGGGAAGCGGCGGUGAAGAUGGGGAUCGCGGAUUCGGCCCACGAUGGCGAGAACGGCGUCAUGGAGGCUGCCGUCAGACUCGGGGAGCAGUUGGGGGAGAGAAAAUGGAACGGUGAACCCUAUGCGGAAAUUAGGAAAAGUCUUUAUCCAGAGAUCUCUCGGCUACUUGGGUUGCCGGAAAAGGCCAUAUCGAUUUCCAAGCUAUGAGUAAUAAAAAUUGAUCGUUCUUUCAGAAAUUGUGUGGUAAUUUAUGAUGCGAAUUUGAGAUUAGAAUAAAUUUCCUGCUGCCGUCUGUACUAUAAAUCUGAAAGUCGUACAAACAGCUUACUAUGUCACCGGAAAGUUGUUUAUCAGGACGGCGGAAGCUGGUGACCGUCGGUGAAAAUAUCGAUAGGGCAGUCCUACACUUUUCUCCAAGUUUGGGUGUUUUUGUUUUUUCUUCUCCCUGACAUUAAUAUUUCACAAAUAUUCUUUUGGGCA
Cucumis sativus (cucumber) is the source of this 1193-nucleotide messenger RNA. Its product is annotated as enoyl-CoA delta isomerase 2, peroxisomal. The transcript has a single exon. NCBI's taxonomy places the organism in Eukaryota, Viridiplantae, Streptophyta, Magnoliopsida, Cucurbitales, Cucurbitaceae. The record is from RefSeq and is a predicted model, not a curated record. Gene Ontology annotation, biological process: fatty acid beta-oxidation. The coding region runs from base 201 to 920 and encodes 239 amino acids. Gene Ontology annotation, molecular function: delta(3)-delta(2)-enoyl-CoA isomerase activity; enoyl-CoA hydratase activity. Gene Ontology annotation, cellular component: peroxisome.